This is a messenger RNA of Haemonchus placei, 504 nucleotides long. The record is from the annotation of a GenBank genome assembly. Lineage: Eukaryota; Metazoa; Nematoda; Chromadorea; Rhabditida; Trichostrongylidae.
AUGCCGUUUUUCGUGUUCGAGUACCAGGCAUUUUUGUGUUGGAUCUAUUCGACAAUACGGUUUUCUGAUUUCACAAGCGAAAUGGAACGACAUUUUCGCGAAAUGAAGGAGCACCACCGUACCCUUCUGUCAGCCCUGCCUCCACGUGGUGAGCCAUUCCUCUUGGCCGUUCUGCGAUUCUCCCAGAUAUGCGUCGAGUACGCGGCGCUGUGUGACGAAGAAGCAUUGCAGUGGUGUCGCCUAGCCUAUGCACGAAAAUUUGACAUAAAUCUAGAUUUAUUACCAGACCUUCCCCGGAAGAAGUCAUCGUCGACAAACACUACCCGAAGUGCAUCUUCGCUCAGCUCUUCAUCUUCAUCCUCAGAUGUCGAUGAAGUCUUAGCCAGACGAGACUCAGAACGUAUUGCCGCAAUGCUACAAGAUCUACGAAGUAAUAUCUCCGAGAUAGAACUCGGAAUGGCACUGAGCAUUGGUGACAGUACCGGCGAAAAACUGGUAUAUUAA